This is a messenger RNA of Racocetra persica, 297 nucleotides long. Lineage: Eukaryota; Fungi; Glomeromycota; Glomeromycetes; Diversisporales; Gigasporaceae. The record is from the annotation of a GenBank genome assembly.
AUUGUUAGAUUGCUAAACUCUUAUGGAAAGAAAUCCGCGUUGAGAAAUGGGUUGCUAAAGUCCGAUAAUUUCCCCGAAUUGCUCACAUUUUUUACGGAAAACUUGGAUCAUUUUCCACAAAUGAUUCAUAAUUCAUUGAUUCAGACGAUAGCAAUAAUAACAUCAGGUGCUGCUGAUGAUGACAUCAAGCAAUCAUACUUUCAAAUGAUCACUGGAGCUAUUGAGAGACCUGAUUUUUCACAAAUAUAUCAACAAGCUGAUAUCAUUUCUGAAGUUCAAAAUGCUUUAGAGGUGGGU